CACAGCGAUGGAUUGCACUUCUUCUGAUGGCAACUCUGAGAAAUCUCUAGAGUGGUUUCCAGGAACUCCUCAGCAAGAGAAGCAAUUUCGAAAAUGGAUCGAGGAAGCAGAUGAACCUCUCUGUCUUGAAGAUGUUGAGGAGUGGCUAGUGGCCAAUGCUAACAAUCUUCUAGAAGGAGAUGAUGGGGGUAUAGAUCUUGAGCAACUUUCCAACAACAUUGCCAGGGACUUCCAAAGGAAAAUCUCCCCCACAGCCAUCAUCAGACUUCCUGGCUAUGGAUGUCCUCUUGACUUCAGGUAUGUUGGCUUUUGGCCUGUCAUCUCAACCAACGACGGGAUUAGGUGGUAUACUACACCGCUGUGGAGCAGAGAGUUAUGUAUGAUAAAAGUUAUCGAAGAAAUCACCAACAAACCUGGAUGGUGUGAUGAUGUUCGUCAUGCCCACAUAGCAGCCAAGUGGAAAAAAGAGAUACUUGGGCUGGAUUGGAGCAAAUAUCUCAGCUAUGCCGACUUUACACCUUCUAUGGCCGACUUGUGUAUCGAUGAGCUGAAGCUCAAAGCGGAUCUAUAUGAAAAGACUGGACUCAUUCCUGUCUUAGACUCUGCUGCUUGUGUUAUCAAAUCCGACAAGCUUGUACCUGAUGCCCUAAAGCGGGAACUAUCUCUUGGUCGCCAGAAACUAUUCCAAUCCAUGACGGAUAGUGACAAACCUCGCGAUGAAUUCACCAUCGAUUUGAUAGACCCCUUUACAUGCCCGCUCAUGUAUCGCCGCUCUCGAAUCCUUCCUGAUAGAAGUAUCGAUCUCACCAACUGUCUAGAAGCUUGCGGUAAGGGGGAUAUUCUUCUUAGCCCUUCGGAUCCGAAAAAACGAAGCCAGCGAUACAACAUGCUUGAUCCAUCUUUCCAAUGGCUUCCGUGCGACGUCAUCGUGGAUGAGACUGGAAAAGCCAAGAUCAACAGUUACAUCAACAACCUACAUCCAAUUGAGCACGCUGAUCUGUACACUACCAUCGAAAAAUUCAUCAAUCUGGCCCUACCAGCAUUGGAUGUCAUAUACAGAUGGCCGUUUGAGUUUGAUCACCCGCGAAUAGACUCGCAUGACAUCUCUUAUGACUGUAAAGUUCCUGAGAUCUGCGCCGACAGAGAAUGCAGUUGUUUGAACAUCCCAGCGGAAAAAUGUAAGACAUUGGCUGCAUGA
Messenger RNA from Trichoderma harzianum CBS 226.95, 1198 nucleotides. RefSeq lists its product as hypothetical. The transcript is spliced from 3 exons. Lineage: Eukaryota; Fungi; Ascomycota; Sordariomycetes; Hypocreales; Hypocreaceae. The coding region runs from base 8 to 1198 and encodes 396 amino acids. The record is from RefSeq and is a predicted model, not a curated record.